AUGGCAAAAAACGUUGCAGUUAUCAGUGUUUGUUCUGUGUUCCUGGUGGCCAUGGUGGUGGCGGUCGCCGUUGGUGUUAACCGAAGCCGCAGUGGAAAUCCUAAUGGCGGCGGUGCUCCUCCUACUGGUGAGAUAUCUACUUCUACCAAGGCUAUAAAAUCCAUUUGCCAACCCACUGAUUACAAGGAAUCAUGUGAAAGAAGCCUCUCAAAUGCUAACACCACUGAUCCCAAGGAGCUUAUAAGGGUUGGUUUCCAAGCUGCUAUAAGCGAAAUUGAGAAGGUAAUCGCCAACUCAUCCACCGUGAAAGAGGUAGCUAAGGACCCAAUGGCUCGUCAGGCUCUUGAGAAUUGCAAUGAGCUCAUGGACUAUGCCAUUGAUGAUCUUAAGAACUCUUUCAAUCAACUGGGGGCAUUUGACAUGAGCAAACUCGAUGAAUACGUUGAAAACCUUAAGAUUUGGCUCGGUGGUGCCAUCACAUACCAACAAACUUGCUUGGACGGAUUCAUGAACACAACCGGUGAAGCUGAAACAAGGAUGAAGGAACUUUUGAACACUUCUCGGGAGCUUACCAGUAAUAGUUUAGCUAUGGUUUCUGAGAUAUCUACAAUACUUAACAAGCUCAACAUUCCAAACGUGGGCCAAAUUGACACCACUGGCGCCGAACGCCGGCUCUUGUCUGAGGAUGGAUUCCCUUCAUGGGUCAGCUCAGGGCAGCGCACUCUCCUUCAGCUCACUCCAGCUACCAUUAAGCCUAAUGUUAUUGUUGCUAAAGAUGGCAGUGGUAAAUAUUCCAGCAUCAACGAGGCAUUGAAUGAAGUUCCUAAGAAGAAUCCCACCACAUUUGUUAUUUACAUUAAGGCUGGAGUUUACACCGAGCAAGUGAUCGUCACCAAAAGCAUGAACAAUGUUAUGUUCAUUGGAGAUGGCCCAACCAAGACCGUCAUCACCGGUCGCUUGAACUAUGUUGAUGGAACUGGCACAUUCAAGACUGCAACAGUUGGUGUUGUCGGUGAAGGAUUCAUGGCCAAGGACAUUGGAUUCGAGAACACUGCUGGAGCCAUCAAGCACCAAGCUGUUGCACUUCGUAUCCAAAGUGAUCGAUCCAUCUUCUACAACUGCCAGAUGGAUGGCUACCAAGACACCCUCUACGCCCACAGCCAUCGCCAAUACUACAGGGACUGUACCAUCUCUGGAACCAUUGAUUUCAUAUUCGGUGAUGCUGCUUCCGUCUUUCAAAACUGCAAAAUCAUCGUCAGGAAACCAUUGGCAAAUCAACAAUGCAUCGUCACAGCUCAAGGAAGGAUCGAACGUCGUGAGGUUUCUGCCAUUGUUCUCCAUAACUGCACAAUCUCUGGAGCCCCAGACUAUAUUCCAGUGAAGGAUACGAACAAGGCAUACCUUGGCCGCCCAUGGAAGGAAUUCUCCAGGACCAUCGUCAUGCAAUCUCAGCUUGAUGACAUCAUUGCCCCAGAGGGAUGGUUGCCCUGGAACGGUAACUUCGCUCUUGACACUCUAUGGUAUGCUGAGUUUGGCAACAGGGGACCUGGUGCAGUUCAGACCAACAGGGUUAAAUGGAACGGUAUCCAGAAAAUCGAUGGAGCUCAAGCCCAACAAUUCACAGUUGGCGAGUUCUUACGUGGUGGCGACUGGAUCCCAAGCUCUGGGGUGCCCUUCACUUCUGGCAUGAUUCCUGGACUGUAG
This is a messenger RNA of Durio zibethinus, 1704 nucleotides long. Its product is annotated as putative pectinesterase/pectinesterase inhibitor 21. Gene Ontology annotation, molecular function: pectinesterase activity; enzyme inhibitor activity. NCBI's taxonomy places the organism in Eukaryota, Viridiplantae, Streptophyta, Magnoliopsida, Malvales, Malvaceae. Gene Ontology annotation, biological process: cell wall modification. The record is from RefSeq and is a predicted model, not a curated record.